GAACUCCCGCAGUUAUCGUCUACGCCAAGCUACCCAACCGAGCCGGCGAGGCGGGACGCCACCAAACCAAAUCCAACGGUCCAGAUCUCCUCCAGGUUACAAAACUAGGGUUUCCAACUAUUCACCGACCUAUAUAACCCCAACUGUUGCAUCACCAAACGUUGCGGUGCAGUUCGCCAAAAAAAAUCUCAAUCUCUCUCUCUCCUCCGUUUUUCUCUCUCUCUCCUCGUCGUCACCGGGAUCUGCUCGGGUCUCCGACGACUUAUCCCCCUUUUGCCCCUCCCUCUCCUCGCUUACCCCCCAAAAACCAAAAACAACAAACUUUCUCAAAAAUCGCCGAAAAAACACACACUCAGUUAUUCACACCACUCUAUUCUUCUGUUGUGCUUUUCUCUCUAGUUUAUCUACGGUUUCCUUUUUAGCAGAGGAGAGGGAAAAAAAAAGUCCAAAAAAACAAGAAAAAAGGAGGAAAAAAAUGGCACAGAUUCAGGUUCAGCAUCAGGGGCACGUGUCGGGUCCGAGCGGCGUCGCCGCGGCGGCGGGUGCCGGCGGAGCGAAUCAGUUCGUGACGACCUCGCUUUACGUCGGGGACUUGGAUUUCGAGGUCACUGACUCGCAGCUGUACGAUCUGUUCAACAACGUGGGCCAGGUCGUGUCGGUUAGGGUUUGUAGGGACUUGAGCACUCGCCGAUCUCUCGGUUAUGGAUACGUCAACUACAGCAACCCUCAGGAUGCGGCAAGGGCAAUGGAAUUACUUAACUUCACUCCACUUAAUGGCAAGACUAUCAGAGUUAUGUACUCUCAUCGCGACCCCAGUAUUCGUAGAAGUGGUUCUGCAAACAUAUUCAUCAAGAAUUUGGACAAAGCAAUUGACAACAAAGCUUUGCAUGAUACUUUUUCUAGCUUUGGCAACAUUCUUUCUUGCAAGAUAGCUACUGAUCCUUCUGGCCAGUCGAAAGGAUAUGGUUUUGUACAAUUUGAUAAUGAAGAAUCUGCUCAAAAUGCGAUAGAUAAGUUGAAUGGCAUGCUUAUCAAUGAUAAGCAAGUUUAUGUGGGGCAGUUUCUUCGUAAGCAGGAAAGAGAUUCUGCCUUGAACAAGACAACAUUUAAUAAUGUAUACGUUAAAAAUCUCUCAGAAUCAACAACCGAAGAGGAUCUCACGAAAAUAUUUGGUGAAUAUGGACCAAUUACUAGUGCAGCAGUGAUGAGGGAUGGAGAUGGAAAAUCAAAGUGUUUUGGAUUUGUCAAUUUUGAAAAUGCUGAUGAUGCUGCAAAUGCUGUUGAAGCUCUGAACGGCAAAAAAAUUGAUGAUAAGGAAUUGUAUGUAGGGAAAGCCCUAAAGAAGUCUGAAAGAGAGCUUGAAUUAAAAAGUCGGUUCGAGCAGACUGCCAAGGAAGCUGUUGACAAAUUUCAAGGUUUGAAUUUGUAUGUCAAGAAUUUGGAUGACGGCAUUGAUGAUGAUAAGCUGAAAGAAUUGUUUUCGGAAUUCGGUACAAUCGUUUCAUGCAAGGUUAUGCGUGAUCCUAGUGGAAUAAGCAGAGGUUCAGGUUUUGUUGCCUUCUCUACUUCUGAAGAAGCCUCUCGUGCUCUUGCAGAGAUGAAUGGUAAAAUGGUAGUAAGCAAACCGCUUUACGUUGCUCUUGCACAGCGGAAAGAAGAGAGGAGAGCAAAGUUACAGGCACAGUUUUCACAAAUGCGCCCAGUUCCUAUGGUACAGCCAAUUGCUCCUCGUAUGCCAAUGUAUCCCCCUGGUGCUCCAGGUCUUGGGCAACAAUUAUUUUAUGGGCAAGCUCCCCCAGCUAUUAUUCCGCCCCAGGCUGGAUUUGGUUACCAGCAGCAACUUGUUCCUGGGAUGAGGCCAGGUGCAGCUCCUAUGCCAAAUUUCUACAUGCCACUGGUCCAUCAGGGUCAGCAGGGCCAGCGGCCUGGUGGUAGACGGGGAGGAGGCCCUGUGCAACAGGCGCAGCAGCCUUUGCCAAUGAUGCAGCAGCAGAUGAUGCCUAGGGGACGUGUCUAUCGUUACCCACCUGGUCGCAAUAUGCUAGAUGUUUCCAUGCCUGGAGUUGGUGGAGGCAUGCUUUCUGUUCCUUAUGACAUGGGUGGCAUGCUACCACGAGAUGGUGGUCUAGGACAGCCCUUGGCAGUUCCAGCUUUGGCUACUGCCCUUGCAAAUGCACCACCUGAUCAGCAGAGGACGAUGCUGGGGGAAAAUCUGUACCCGCUUGUGGAUCAGUUGCAGCAUGAGCAUGCAGCUAAGGUGACAGGCAUGCUUCUGGAGAUGGACCAGACCGAGGUUUUGCACUUGCUGGAAUCCCCAGAUGCAUUGAAAGCUAAAGUUGCAGAGGCCAUAGAGGUCCUGAGAAAUGUUGCUCACCAGCAGGCCAACAGCCCAUCUGACCAGCUCGCAUCUCUGUCCCUCAAUGAUCACCUUGUUUCCUGAAUUUCUGCUUGGUGGAAAUAGUGGUCUCCUGAUUGGGUGCAAUUUAUUGCAAAGUUUUGCUAGAAGUGAGGAUACUGGAUUUCAUUCAGAGUUUUGGAUUGGUUUGUGUUCGAAACAUUUUGUUUGCCUUGUGAGUUCUAGAUAACCGUCUGAUGAUUCUAAGAUAUCCGGCAUUCCAUGGGUUUUUCGUGAGCUGUUUUCUAUCUAAGAUUCAUUAAUGCUUUA
This is a messenger RNA of Rhododendron vialii, 2665 nucleotides long. RefSeq names its product polyadenylate-binding protein 2-like. Lineage: Eukaryota; Viridiplantae; Streptophyta; Magnoliopsida; Ericales; Ericaceae. Gene Ontology annotation, molecular function: RNA binding. The transcript has 9 exons. The record is from RefSeq and is a predicted model, not a curated record. The coding region runs from base 476 to 2440 and encodes 654 amino acids. Gene Ontology annotation, cellular component: ribonucleoprotein complex.